Psilocybe cubensis is the source of this 945-nucleotide messenger RNA. RefSeq lists its product as uncharacterized. NCBI's taxonomy places the organism in Eukaryota, Fungi, Basidiomycota, Agaricomycetes, Agaricales, Agrocybaceae. Gene Ontology annotation, molecular function: hydrolase activity, hydrolyzing O-glycosyl compounds. Bases 1 to 945 code for a protein of 314 amino acids. The transcript is spliced from 11 exons. The record is from RefSeq and is a predicted model, not a curated record. Gene Ontology annotation, biological process: glucan catabolic process.
AUGUCUUCCCUUCUCAAGAUAUUCAUUGUGGCGUACACCACGGCCUCUGCUCUCGCCGCGACGUACUCGCAGACAGAUAGCCAUAUCGGAUCCGACUUCCUCAAUGCCUUUUCACUGGAAGCAAUAUCGGACCCCACUCACGGUCGUGUGAAUUAUGUAGACGCUGGUACCGCCGCCAGCCAGAACCUCACAUUUACGUCUAGCAACACCUUCAUUAUGCGUGCUGACUUCAAGAAGACAUUGGACCCAAAUGGUCCCGGCAGAAAUUCUGUCAGGAUGAUGUCAAACAAACAGUACACUACCUCUGUCAUGGUAUUUAACAUUCGACAUAUGCCUCAGGGGUGCGGAACGUGGCCCGCUGUUUGGACGGUAGGCGCUGACUGGCCGAAUCAGGGGGAGAUCGAUAUCCUGGAAGGAGUCAACGACCAGGGUCCUGACCAAGUGACAUUGCACACUGGCAACGGAGGAUGUACCAUGCCUUCUUCUCGAUCACAAACCGGAUCGAUCGUCGGGGAUGAUUGCGAUACAGCAGAUACAAACAAUGCUGGUUGCAGCGUCAAGGUCGAUGACUCACGGAGCUAUGGACCGACCUUCAACUCGAACGGGGGAGGAUGGUAUGCAGUGGAGCGUACGAAUUCUUUCAUCAAGGUCUGGUUCUGGGCCAGAAAUGCUGGAGGUAUUCCUUCGGACGUUUCAAGCGGCUCCACCACAGUGGACACUGAUAACUGGGGUACUCCCCGAGCUUUCUUCCCAAGCACCAGCUGUUCUAUCUCUGAGAAAUUUGGUCCUCACAACAUCAUUUUCGAUUGCGGUGACUGGGCGGGCGCGGUUUACGGGAACUCUGGAUGUCCUUCUACUUGUGUCGGUUUAGACUUUGUCAACAACAAUCCUUCAGCGUUUACUAACGCUUACUUCGAUUUCGCUUGGCUCAAGAUCUAUACUUAA